AUCAGUAACGGGCCGCGGAUGGGCUGGUCAGUGAGUUUCUUGGUGUGCAGAGAGAGAUUGAAGGAAUUCCUCUUGUCUGGCUGCUUAAGACUAGGGUCCGGGCAAGUGGCGGUAAGAUUCAGUACAGUAGUACUAGUAGAUCGGGCAGGCACAGCAACCUCAUCAUCAUCGUCAUCCAAUGGUGCCAAUGAGAAAACAAAUCAUCUCCUCCGUCACACUUCGAGUUGUUUUCUACUUUGACCAUCGAGUUGUUCACCGUCUCGUAAUAUUUCUCGGUCACGUGUAUACACGCUCCCGAUUGGGAAACCACGGCCACCACAACUGCCUCUUCUUUUUGCCAGCUUCUCCUCUAUCUUUCCAACUCAUCAUCAUCAUUAUUGUCAUCGUCAUUGUUUCACAUGCUGCUUUUGUCGAACGGUAUACUUCUAUCUCCCCAGGAUGUAUUAAGUUGCGUGCCGCUCCAGCCUUCGUUCAUUGUGACGCAACCACGUCUAACUAAUGUCGACCUUCGAUGGGUUUGUCCGGGAAUUUCCCUCCAUUCAGAUUGACUACUUCCGCAAAAAUACAGACAGGCCGCCUCCGCUCGCCUGUUUUCUCAGCCAUGUUCACAGUGAUCAUCUUCAAGGGCUGGAGUCUUUUAGAACUCCGUUUAUAUACUGCUCUGCAGCGACUCGAGAGAUGCUCCUGCGUAUCGAAAAGUAUCCUCAUCGUAUGAACUUUAGCAAAGGGAUCCUAGAGUCCCGGAAGCUGCAUUACAAGCAUCUGUCCAAGCUUCUGAGGCCAAUCCCGUUGAACACGCCAACGGAGCUGGAUCUCACCCCACGGCUAUCUAUCAGAGUCACUCUGUUCGAUGCAAAUCACUGCAUAGGCGCAGUAAUGUUUCUGAUAGAGGGAAAUGGAAAGGCUAUACUAUAUACUGGCGAUAUUCGCGCUGAACCCUGGUGGGUUAACAGCAUUAUCCGGAAUCCCGUUCUCGUCCCCUAUACCCUGGGAAUUAAGCAGCUAGACAACAUUUACAUUGACAACACCUUUGCCCGUCCGUCGCAUGCAGAGGGCUUGAAAGAACUUCUGAACAAAGUCCAAGCGUAUCCAGACAGCACUACAUUCUAUCUUCGGGCUUGGACCUUUGGCUACGAAGAAGUCUGGAUGGCACUGUCAGCUGCCCUCGAUUCGAAGAUCCACGUGGACCGAUACCAAAUGGAUCUAUACAGGUCACUAGCCGCACGCGGUGUGAACGAUGCUCCUUUCCUUUGUGGAUAUGAACUCGGGAACCGUUUCGUUCCAGGCUGUCUUUGCGAGGAUGAGAGCUCCCGCAUCCAUAGUUGCGAGCCAGGCCUCUACUGCUCCGCGGCUGCGUCUCAAGACACCGUCCGCAUCACGCCAAUUGUGACCCGCACAAAUGAUGGCUCAGAGAUGCCCGAGAUCGGGGCUGGCGGGGGAGGCGGUGAUCUAUACCAAGUGCAUGAACUCGAGCUCCCGGACCAGUCAGCACUGGAACAGUUAGAAAAGCUCUGUUCCGAGCGCAUUCAAGACACUAGUGCACUCUCGCAGACGAGACAGGCUCUUAUCGACGCGUUCCGAUCAAGAACCAAAGCACUAUCUCUUGACAACUACGGAAUGAAAGAUGCACAUGACUUGCCUCUAGAAGACCUCGUGGGCAUACUGAGUCGUGGCCGUCCUGAUAACGAUUCUGCAUCGAGCAAAGUGAAGCAGCACACACAUCUACGAGACAGACAAGGCAAAUCCCUCCCCAAGACCAUUCACUUCCCCUACUCCCGCCACUCCUCGUACUCCGAAUUGUGCCAUCUCGUUUCCGCAUUCAGACCCAAAGAUGUACACCCUUGCACAGUCGAUCCCCUGAGCUGGGACGAGGAAGUCUCCAUGCAAACCCUCUUUGGGCACCUCUGCAGUGCGAGUGGAUUCGCCCACGACCAGCAGAUGCGGGACCUAACAGCAAACGAUCCAGAGAUACGAGCAAGAAAACGAGCCCGCUACGAAGGUUCCUUUACAACACAGUCCAGCCAACAAACAUCCAGCAUGGUAGACAGCAGUAUACCAGAACCAUUCCAAUCAAGCCACCCUCCACCCCCCGCAGCCACCUCUGAUCUACUGUCCUCCUCAGACCGAAUCCCCCUUCCAUCGUCCCUCGAGCCAAUCGAAGAGCCCGCCCCAGUACCCACGGACCAUCCUCUCAUCAUCCCCACCCCAUCCCCAGAAACCGCAAAGGCACGCCGCGACGAAAUCCGCCGUGCCUGGCACAUGCUCAACAACGCUGAGCCCUCCGAGCGAACACUCUACCAGCUCAACUCCCUCCCUUCUUCUUUGGCCGAGGAAGAAUCUGAACUAUCUAAGUCUGAAAUUGCUCCGACCCCGCAUCCUCCACUAGACAACCCACCUCAUGCCACAAUAACGGCAUCCAAACACACCUCAUCAAUCCAAACACAGACACCCUCUCCCAUUUCCAACACCAACCCAGACCCCAACAUUCAACAACAUAUACUCAACCCUCAGCCACACCACCACACUCAGAUGACAAUGAGACCCAAACCCAAACCCAAACGAACAGCCAAUCCAGCGAACCACUCUCCUUAG
Aspergillus eucalypticola CBS 122712 is the source of this 2592-nucleotide messenger RNA. Its product is annotated as putative DNA repair protein. Lineage: Eukaryota; Fungi; Ascomycota; Eurotiomycetes; Eurotiales; Aspergillaceae. The record is from RefSeq and is a predicted model, not a curated record. The transcript is spliced from 9 exons. The coding region runs from base 499 to 2592 and encodes 697 amino acids. Gene Ontology annotation, biological process: double-strand break repair via nonhomologous end joining; interstrand cross-link repair; protection from non-homologous end joining at telomere. Gene Ontology annotation, molecular function: 5'-3' DNA exonuclease activity; damaged DNA binding.